Messenger RNA from Pichia membranifaciens NRRL Y-2026, 318 nucleotides. RefSeq lists its product as hypothetical. The transcript has a single exon. Bases 1 to 318 code for a protein of 105 amino acids. The record is from RefSeq and is a predicted model, not a curated record. Lineage: Eukaryota; Fungi; Ascomycota; Pichiomycetes; Pichiales; Pichiaceae.
AUGGCCGGAUUGCUUAUUUUACCGGCCUCAGCUUUUUUUGAUCAAUUUUUUGCCCAACAGCAACGUCAACAGCAACAACCACAACGAUCUCAUGAGGAUGAGUAUCUUUCCAAGGAUUGCGGCAAGUAUUUAUGUCCAGACACAUUAGCAUGUGUAAGUAAACCAGUUGAUUGCCCAUGUCCAUUUCCGAACAGUCAGCAGAAAUGCGUGUUUCCUCCACACCCUAAUAAUGAUCACGACGAUGGUUCUUACAUCUGCAUAAGCAAAGGCAGCCGAGAUUGCAAAUUUGUGGUAGACGCGUACAAUGGAUUAGUUUAA